Messenger RNA from Oppia nitens, 773 nucleotides. RefSeq names its product galectin-4-like. The record is from RefSeq and is a predicted model, not a curated record. Bases 66 to 575 code for a protein of 169 amino acids. NCBI's taxonomy places the organism in Eukaryota, Metazoa, Arthropoda, Arachnida, Sarcoptiformes, Oppiidae. Gene Ontology annotation, molecular function: carbohydrate binding. The transcript has 2 exons.
AAAACUUUAAUAUAAUAAAAUAUAAUAGUUGUGCCUUCAAACUAACUGUCCAUUUCUAUAAAAUAAUGCCUACAUUUAAGCCGAUAUUUACUGAACUGUUAUCUCUAUCGUAUCCGUCGCUACCGUUCUUCCAGUUUAUACCCGAAGGUGUAAAUAUUGGGACAGUUAUAUACAUCGAGGGCUAUGUUCCGCCUAAUUGUUCAAAGUUUGCCAUCGAUUUGAUCGAUGGACAGGCCGUCGACGAGCGAACUUGGGAACAGGCGGACAUACCCUAUGGCUUAUACUUUUUGUUUGAUGAUAGACUGGUAAUCGGUAAUACCAGACGUGAUAGGGAAUGGGGUCAUCCACAGAAAGAUAAAUUUAAUGCCAUCAGUAAAGGAGAUAACUUUGAGAUGAAGAUUAUAGUCGAGGAAAAGUAUUAUAAAGUGAUAAUGAAUGGCAAAGUCAUGCAAUAUCAGCACCGGAUGGCUACCGAUAGGGCAAAACUGUUGCGCAUUGAGGGACAGGUAGUUAUCAAACGUAUUGAGUUCAGACACGGCAAACACUAUCACAAAAGUCAACUCGACUUUUAUUGAUAUAUUUUAGUGGAAAAAAAUUCAAUAAAAAUUACAAACUUUUAUGACUCUCGAGUGAACAGCGAUUUAAAAGACGGUUUCAAACAAAAAACUUAUUUCUUUUAUCACUCAUUAUUAUCAAUACUGCUGUUUAUAAUUACUAUAUUUUGUUGUUAUCAUUGAUAUAUUAUUUUUAAUUAUAUUUAUUCAUUUGUUUUG